CUCCUUUUUCGAACCCAAAUCUCAACAUUCUACGAACCACCACUGUAAAAACAAACAUGGCUAAUACUGUCACCACUCAAGAAUUAGAAAUCCUCUCCAGCAAAGCCAUUUCGGCCAAAUCCACCGCAUACUGUCCAUACUCCAAAUUCCGCGUCGGAGCAAGCCUUCUCACUCACACCGGCGAAUAUAUCAUCGGCGCCAAUGUCGAGAAUGUCUCGUUUCCCGUGGGCACCUGCGCGGAGAGGGUAGCAUUUGGAACUGCUGUCGUGAACGGACAUAAAGAGUUCAAGGCUGUUGCCGUGGCCUCGGAUAUCACACCGGGGGCGUCGCCGUGUGGCAUGUGUAGACAAUUCAUGCGCGAGUUUCUUACGCCAUCGGUCCCGAUCUACAUGUAUGAUGGGCAGGGAGGACAUAUUGUGAAGACUAUGGGAGAGCUUCUUCCGAAUUCGUUUGGACCGGAUGAUUUGAGGUAAUGUGAUGUAACGGGGUAUGCGAAAUUUGAUUAGGCGUUGUGGUGUGGUAUGUAGUAGGGUAGUACACGUGAGUUUAUGUGGGAUUCGCUGUUUUCUGCCUAUUCCUAUAUAUGAAAUGUUACAUAUCGUUUAUAAUCACUAUCUUUGUCUUCACAAAGUACUACAGUAUAGUAGAAGCAUCAUACCUGAAUUGGAAAAUGUACACCAUGAUCUACAUACAACUCUGGUUACUGUCGAUCCGAGAUAUACUUGACGAAUGCCAGUCGAUCAUGAUGCGUGAUUUUUCGGAUUGUCUGAUCUACGAUGUUUGUACAUACUAGAAUAGAGUAUGGCUAAAUAAAGCUAGUCAACCGGUU
Messenger RNA from Aspergillus ruber CBS 135680, 829 nucleotides. Its product is annotated as cytidine deaminase. The transcript has 6 exons. Bases 57 to 473 code for a protein of 138 amino acids. The record is from RefSeq and is a predicted model, not a curated record. Gene Ontology annotation, molecular function: zinc ion binding; cytidine deaminase activity. Gene Ontology annotation, cellular component: cytosol. NCBI's taxonomy places the organism in Eukaryota, Fungi, Ascomycota, Eurotiomycetes, Eurotiales, Aspergillaceae.